Messenger RNA from Phalacrocorax carbo (great cormorant), 2889 nucleotides. NCBI's taxonomy places the organism in Eukaryota, Metazoa, Chordata, Aves, Suliformes, Phalacrocoracidae. The record is from RefSeq and is a predicted model, not a curated record.
GGCUUGUGUGUGUUUGCCCUUUCCUCAUGACGUAGUGUCCUGUGUCUCUCUCCCCCCUUCUCCCUCUCCUUUUCCCCUCCCUCCUUCCAGCCCCCCCCCUUCCCCUCGCAUCCUUGGAAGCAACAAUUAAGCAGCUCUGGGAUAAAACACACUGCCUGCGGGAGUACGGGGGCAUUGCUUCAAGAGAUGGCAAGGCAGGCAGCUGCACCCCUCCUUCCCGGAGUCCUCCUCCUCUUCUCCAUCCUCCCGGCUUCCCAGCAAGGAGGGGUCCCUGGUGCUAUCCCGGGAGGGGGGGUCCCAGGAGCAGGCUUUUUCCCAGGUGCUGGUGUUGGAGGUUUGGGAGCAGGACUCGGGGCUGGAGGGAAACCUCUCAAACCAGGGGUCGGAGCCCUCGGGGGACUCGGCCCACUUGGCCUGCAGCCAGGUGCUGCGGGUCUUUUCCCCGGAGGUGUCUACCCCGGGGGUGUCUUCCCAGGUGCUGCUUCUGCUGCUGCGCUCAAGGCUGCUGCGAAAGCUGGUGCGGCGGUACCAGGCGGGGUGCAGCCUGGGGUUGGUGCAGCAGGGAAACCCCCCAAAAUACCAGGUGCUGGGAUUCCUGGAGCUUUCCCAGGCGGCGUGCUCCCUGGUGCAGGUGUCCGCUUCCCUGGCGUAGGGGUGCUGCCCGGAGUACCCACUGGUGCUGGAGUCAAGCCAAAAGGUCCAGGAGCAGGUGCCUUCGCAGGAAUCCCUGGACUGGGAGGUUUUGGAGGUCAGCAGCCCGGUGUCCCUCUUGGGUAUCCCAUCAAAGCUCCUAAGCUCCCAGGUGGCUAUGGAUUGCCCUACAGCACUGGUAAGCUGCCCUACGGCUUCGGCCCCGGCGGGAUAGGAGCCGGCAUCGGGGCAGUAGGAAAGGCAGGGUACCCCACCGGAACAGGAGUCGGAGCACAGGCAGCAGCAGCGAAAGCAGCAGCGAAAUAUGGAGCCGGUGUCCUGCCUGGGGUUGGCGGCAUCCCAGGAGUCGGCGGAGUGGUACCCGGUGUUGGUGUAGUCCCAGGAGUUGGAGUUGGAGGGCCGGCAGCGGCGGCAGCAGCAGCAAAGGCAGCGGCGAAGGCAGGAGCUUUCGGUCCAGGGGUGCUGCCCGGGGUUGGUGGUGUCCCAGGCCUCGUGCCCAGCGUUGGUGCUGUCCCCGGAUUGGUGCCCGGUGUUGGAGGUGUCCCCGGGGUGGCAGGUGUCGGGGCACCAGCAGCAGCAGCAGCAGCAGCAAAGGCAGCUAAGUAUGGAGCUGGCGUUGGUGUUCCUGGCAUUGGCGGUGUUCCUGGUGUUCCUGGUGUUGCUGGGCUGCCUGGUGUGCCUGGCGUGGCUGGGGUUCCUGGUGUGGUGCCCGGUGUUGGAGUGGGUGGCCCAGAAGCUGCGGCGGCCGCGGCGAAGGCUGCAGCGAAAGCUGCGGCAUUUGGAGCAGGACGUGUGCCUGGAGUUGGCGUGCCCGGUGUCGGCGUGCCCGGCGUCGGCGUGCCCGGCGUCGGCGUGCCCGGCGUCGGCGUGCCCGGAGUUGGUGUGCCUGGAGUUGGUGUGCCUGGUGUCGGCGUGCCCGGUCUGGUGCCUGGUGGAGUCAUACCAGGAGUUGGAGGUCCAGCGGCCGCCGCUGCUGCCAAAGCAGCUGCCAAAGCAGCCAAGUACGGUGGCCUUGCUCCUGGUGUGGGUGGCCUUGCUCCUGGUGUAGGUGGCCUGGCUCCUGGUGUAGGUGGCCUGGCUCCUGGUGUAGGUGGCCUGGCUCCUGGAGUGGGUGGCCUAGCCCCUGGCGUUGCAGGUGUCCCAGGGGUCGGAGGUCCGGCCGCAGCAGCAAAAGCAGCAGCGAAGGCAGCUAAAUUUGGUGCUGGUGUCGGAGGGGUGCCAGGUGCGGUGCCUGGUGUCACUGGAGUGCCAGGAGUGACACCCGGCGUCGGUGUCGUGCCUGGGUUGGUGCCGGGUGUGGGGGUACCUGGUACUGGCAUCCUCCCCGGGGCAGGCAUCCCCCAAGUAGGCGUGCAGCCUGGUGCUAAACCUCCCAAAUUCGGUGUUCCCGGGGUUGGAGUCCCAGGGGUCGGCGGCAUCCCAGGUGGCCUCGGAGUCGGUGGCCUUGGAGUCGGUGGCCUCGGAGUUGGUGGGCUUGGUGCGGGGAUCUUGUAUCCAGGCGCUGUUGGGAAACCUCCCAAGCCAGGGGCUGGAGUUCCUGGCUUUGGUGUGUCACCGAUAUUUCCAGGUGGGGUUGCCGGCCAGCUGGGAUUUGGUGGGAAGCCUGCCAAGACCUUCGGAGGAGCCCUCGGUGCCCUGGGCUUUAGAGGUGGCGUGGGCUGCGCACAAGGGAAGUACUGCGGGAGGAAGCGGAAGUAACCGCCCGCCGUCACUGAUGACCUCAUGAACUUUGGUGCUACUGCAUGGUCCAGAAUGUAAAUCCCAAGCAAAGCUGAGACACACCCCCUGCCACCCCAAAACCCCGGACCCCCCCAUGCCGGGGCCAACCCCGGUCCCACGUUCCCAGGAGGGACCCUGCGCCUCUGGCAGCGCCCAUCCCCCCCCAGCCCCUCCGGCCUGGCAGGGAGCGCGGAAUAAACUGUGGGGAGCAGCUGUCCCCCUUGGUGCUAUCGCUCCCUGUGGGAUUUGGGGGGAUGUGUCUUGGGGUGUCACCCCCUCCGCCAGCCCCAGAGCUGACCCCGUGGCGGUGGGGGCAGGAUGUGGGGCAUCCCACAUUGGAGGGACGGAGGGAAGGGGGUCCCGGUGGCAGGGGGCUGCAUGAGGGGGAUGUCCCUGGGGGGACCGCGGGCAGGAGGGGCUCAGACCCUUCAUGUUACUCACUUUGUUAUAACUGGGUGGGACACCCUAUACAGAGGGAUUCGCUUCCGACAGAGUAAUAAAGGACAAGUUUUUAAAGGA